AUGACCUCGCCGCCUUUCCCACUGUCGCUGACCUCGUUACGCACCUUCGCACUAGUGACACCCGCUACCGCGCUGCGCUUCCUGCUGAGUUCUGCGCCAAGAACCCCCCCCCCCAUGUACAUCACCCUCUACUACAUAGUCACCCGGCUCCCUGACUCCCUUCGCUCGGGGUGCUCCCCCUCCCCCCUUUUGCCCUCUGUUGCCUCUGCUGCUGCCGUCGACUUCGUUGGCACCGAGUCGGUCGACGCUGCGUCUGCCACUAGCGGGCGACGCCGCACCGGCAAGGGCAAGGGGGGCAAGGGCGCUGGAGGGGCUGGCGGGGGCGGUGGAGGUGGAGGGGGAGGCGGAGGGAGUGGGGGUGGUGGUGGGAGUGGUGGCGGGGAUGGGGGCUUCGGUGGCGGCGGUGGCGGCGGAGGCAGCGGCGGCGGUGGCGGUGGGAGCGGAGGAGGAGGCGGUGGCGGUGGUGGCGGAGGUGGCGGCGGAGGAGGUGGAGCUAGUCGGGGCGGCUCUGCGCAGCGCGGCGGCUUAGGUGGUGGUCAGCUCCAGCAGCAGCAGCGCACUCGUGAGACCCCGUCCCCCCAGCAGCUUCGUGAGUGGUACGCUGGGCGUCAGCAAGGUGGGGGUACUGGUCCCUGUACCUACGUCCUCCGUACCGGCGACCGCGCUGGUGAGCAGUGCGGGGGGCCGCACUCCACCCAGCGCUGCUUCGGCCGCCUGACGGACGCUUGGCGUCACCAGUUCCCUGACGCCACUGAGAUCCCUCGCUGGGGAGAGCUGUCUAGGGCGGGGGUUGCUAUCUUUGAUCUUGACUAUGAUGCUAUUCUUGCUGCCAUGUAUGUUGUGUCUACUAGUGAUGAGGGUAACUGUUACCUGUGUGUUCCGCCUGACCCGAGCAUUGAGGCUGCUGCUCUAGGUGCUGGUGAGGCUGCUGCUCUAAGUGCUAGUGCGUCUGCUGCCUCAGGUGCUGGUCUCUACCUCCCCUCGUUCUCUACGAACUUGGUGAGUGGUGCUGAUCUACAGGAUCGGGGGGUUGACCAGUUCACUUCUGCGAGUCAGCGGGUGACCCACUUUACGUGUGCUCGGACGGGCCGACACUUGGCCACGUUUACCCGUCGGCCGGGGUCGAGCCUGUACACACUGACUACUGAGUCUCCUCCGGUUGCUGAGUCUGGUCAGGUAGCUGCGUCGAGUCAGGUGUUUGCUGCAGCGUCCAGGUCUGGUCCUGAGUCUGCUCCCUGCUCGUGUCGUCUCCUGUCCCACCAGACUCUCCUUUGGCACCACCGCCUUGGUCACCCCUCCCUGCCUCGUCUCCGAGGCAUGGCCUCCCGUGUCCUUGUCUCUGGUCUCACCCGGUCCCUCCCUCCCCUCUCUCCGGGGCCUGCCCCUACCUGCGUUCCCUGCGUCGAAGGGCGGCAGCGCGCCGCCCCUCACUCCUCCGAGUUUCCUCCGACAGAGGCUCCCCUGCAGACUCUUCACAUGGACGUGUGGGGCCCCGCCCGCAUCCGUGGAGAGGGUCACGAGCGUUACUUCCUGUUGGUGGUUGACGACUACUCGCGUUACACCACGGUGUUCCUCUUGCGCAGCAAGGGUGACGUCACUGAGGUGUUGAUCGACUGGAUCCGCGCAGCUCGUAUCCAGCUCAGAGAGAGUUUUGGCUCGGACUUUCCAGUUCUGCGUCUGCACUCUGACAGAGGCGGGGAGUUCUCCUCUGCCCACCUGGGAGCCUUCUGUCGUGCACAGGGCAUCCGCCAGACCUUCACGCUUCCGGCCUCUCCACAACAAAAUGGGAUUGCUGAGCGCCGCAUUGGCAUGGUCAUGGACGUCGCUCGUACGUCCAUGAUCCAUGGGGCUGCUCCCCAUUUUCUGUGGCCGUUUGCUGUUCAGUACGCAUCGCAUCAGCUCAACCUUCAGCCCCGGGUCUCCUUGCCAGAGACCUCCCCCACCUUGCGGUGGACGGGGAAGGUUGGCGAUGCGUCUACGUUUCGGGUCUGGGGAUCUCGGGCGUUUGUCCGCGACUUGUCUGCGGACAAGCUGUCCCCCCGUGCUGUUCCCUGCGUCUUCCUUGGCUUCCCCCCUGACGCGCCUGGUUGGCAGUUUUACCACCCCACCUCGCGCCGUGUUCUGUCCUCCCAGGACGUCACCUUUGACGAGUCGGUGCCUUACUACCGUCUCUUCCCCUACCGCACUGCGCCCCUCCCCCCGCCGCCGCUCUUCCUUGCGCCAGGUCCCCCCCCGGUAGACCCUCUCCCCCCUCAGGGUCCUGCCCCGUCAGGUGUGUCCCAGGUAGACGCAGUCGAGCCUGUCGAGGUAGCUGUUGACUCUGGUGCUGCUAGGGGCGCUGAGCUUGCGGGUGCCGGGUCUGGGGGUGCUGAGCCUGGGGGUGCGGAGCCUGGGGGUGCUGAGUCUAGGGGUGCUGAGCUUGGGGGUGCUGAGUCUGGGGGUGCUCAGCCUGGGGGUGCGGAGCCUGGGGGUGCUGAGCCUGGGGGUGCGGAGCCUGGGGGUGCUGGGUCUGCUCGUGUGGCCUCUGGCGCCGUGCUGCGGGAGCUGGAGGUACUACUGUUGCUGCUGGUCCUGGAGGUGCUCGUACUGUCGGUACUCGAGCUGCUGGGACUGGGGGUGCUGCUGGGGCUGCUGGAGUUAGUCCUGCUGGAGGUACUCCUGGAGCUGCUGGAGGUACUUGAGCUGACGGUCCUGCUGGAGUUGGUGCUGCUGGAGCUGCUGGAGCUGGAGCUACUGGGGGUGUUGGCGCUGGUGGUGCUGCUGGCGCUGGUGCUUCUGAGGGUGCUGGAGUUGGCGCUGUUGGAGCUGGAGGUGCUGCUGGCGCUGGUGCUACCGCUGGGGGUACUGGUGCUGUCCCUGCUGGUUCUGGAGGCGCUGCGCGGCUGA
This is a messenger RNA of Closterium sp. NIES-65, 2886 nucleotides long. Lineage: Eukaryota; Viridiplantae; Streptophyta; Zygnematophyceae; Desmidiales; Closteriaceae. The record is from the annotation of a GenBank genome assembly.